CCGUUUCGCACUGCAAGCAGCCUUCGCAUCCAUCGCAACGCUAGUCCUUGAGGCCUUUAUCCUCUGAAUUAACAUCUUAUUCUGCUCUUCCAAGCUUCUUCUAUCUUCAUUGACGUUUAUCGCGUCAAUUUAGCGUCAAAAUGGCCACAGAACUCUGCCCCGUCUAUGCGCCCUUCUUCGGUGCGCUGGGUUGCUCCUCCGCUAUCAUCUUCACCUGCUUCGGAGCCGCCUAUGGUACCGCCAAGGCUGGUGUCGGUGUUUGUGGAAUGGCUGUCCUCAGACCUGACCUGAUUGUCAAGAACAUUGUCCCCAUUGUCAUGGCUGGUAUCAUUGGUAUCUACGGGUUGGUCGUUUCGGUCUUGAUUGCAAACGAUUUGGGUCAGAGGAUUUCGUUGUACACUGGAUUCAUUCAGCUCGGAGCUGGUCUCUCUGUCGGUCUGGCUGGUAUGGCAGCUGGUUUUGCCAUUGGUAUUGUCGGUGAUGCAGGUGUCCGCGGAACAGCUCAGCAGCCCAGACUCUAUGUCGGAAUGAUUUUGAUUCUCAUUUUCGCUGAAGUCUUGGGUCUGUACGGUCUGAUUGUCGCCCUUCUGAUGAACUCCCGCUCGAGAAUCGAUGCCACCUGCUAAAUGGACCCUCGGUCUCCUCCCCGGUGAACGAACAGCGUCAAGCAAAACUCUGGACAUCAAGGAUGGAUGCCCAGAGACUUACUAGUUCCCCGGUUAUACGACAUCGUUUCCACCAGUGUAGUCCUUUGCUAUCCCCCGCAUUCGUCUGGAAAUGAUGGGUUCCUGAGCAACUAGGACUGAAAGGAGUUUGGAUAAAGGUGCUUUCUCGUUUUGCUUGCCCACUAUUUUAAACCCUUCCUAUAAAAUGGACAAGGUUUUCUCUUGUAAUCUGAAUGUGCGUUGCUUGGGACGGAGAGUGACUCGCUGUAGAUUAGGACAUGUUGUGGUUUGUCUUCUGUCUUUGUCUUUUGACUUGUUUGCUGCUGCUAGAUACAUCAUUGCAUGCCCUGUUUCAACGUCGAAAUGUACUUUACGGGUUAUUGUCUAUUUCUGUUUUUGCUUUUGCCGUUGCUUUUUAGUCACUGAAUUGAUAGCCUGU
Aspergillus glaucus CBS 516.65 is the source of this 1104-nucleotide messenger RNA. RefSeq names its product H(+)-transporting V0 sector ATPase subunit c. Gene Ontology annotation, molecular function: proton-transporting ATPase activity, rotational mechanism. The transcript is spliced from 6 exons. Gene Ontology annotation, cellular component: proton-transporting V-type ATPase, V0 domain. Lineage: Eukaryota; Fungi; Ascomycota; Eurotiomycetes; Eurotiales; Aspergillaceae. The record is from RefSeq and is a predicted model, not a curated record. Bases 141 to 626 code for a protein of 161 amino acids. Gene Ontology annotation, biological process: proton transmembrane transport.